Molecule: messenger RNA, 1941 nt
Organism: Parnassius mnemosyne (clouded apollo)
Lineage: Eukaryota; Metazoa; Arthropoda; Insecta; Lepidoptera; Papilionidae
Source: the annotation of a GenBank genome assembly
AUGACUCGCCCUAAACCUAAAAAACGGAACCGAAGUAAAAUAGGAGCAAGGGCCUACAAAAACUAUUCUGAAGAAAUGCUCACUCUUGCAGUUGAAAUGGUCCGUAACAAAAAUGUGUCAUCUUAUGACGCAGAAAAACAAUUUGGAAUACCACGUCGUACCAUAGAAAAAAGGGCAAAAAACUUACACACUAACAAACCUGGUCCACGGUACCGAUUUACAGAGGAAGAAGAGCUCCAAUUUGUAAAAGUGCUUAUUGUUGCAUCUGAAUUUGGAUGUCCAUUGACACAGUUGGAUUUCCGUAUGAUUGUAUUUGAUUACCUUAAAAAUAAUAAUAAAGCGUACAUUUUUAAUGACAAUCCUCCAGGUGAUUGGUGGGUGAAAAACUUUUUGAUAAGACACCACGAUAAGCUUACCGUGCGAUCUACACAAAACAUUAAAAAAGCAAGAGCCGAAAAAUCCCUUCAAGAUUUUAAGAUCUACUUUGAAAAUUUAAAGAGCUGUGUUGAAGAUUUGCCGGCAACCCAUAUACUCAAUUACGACGAAACAAAUGUCAGCGAUGACCCGGGGGCAGUCAAAUGCAUUUUUCGCCGGGGAAUCAAGUAUCCGGAAAGAACAGUAAACUACUCAAAAGGUUGUAUUUCUAUAAUGUUUUCCGGAACAGCCAGUGGUGAUCUUUUAGCUCCGUACGUCGUCUAUAAAUCUGAAAAUAUGUGGACACAAUGGUGUGAUGGAGGUCCAGAAGGGGCGCGUUAUAAUCGAACUAAAAGUGGCUGGUUCGAUUCUGGCAUGUUCAUGGAUUGGUUCACUACAAUAGUAAUACCAUGGGCUCAACGUCUGGAAGGACCGAAGCUGGUUAUAGGAGACAACCUUUCAAGCCAUAUUAACGUAGAUGUGGUAGAACUUUGCGAGCGUCACAAUAUUAGGUUCGUGUUACUACCACCAAAUUCAACGCAUUUAACCCAGCCUCUGGAUGUUGCAUUUUUUGCUCCACUUAAACGAACGUGGAGGAAAAUUCUUAUGAAAUAUAAGAUAGAAAACCCAAAGCAGACGUCUCUCAAUAAAAUCCACUUUCCUAUACUUUUAAAACAAUUAAUUGAAGAAGUGAACUUAAAUAAAGCCGAUAACUUGAUCAGUGGAUUUAGAGCAACGGGCAUAUUUCCAUAUAAUCCACAGAAAGUAUAUUCAAAAAUUCCGGAAUACUGUGAAGAGAUCACUUAUGACGUAGAUAAAUCUUUACUUGACUAUCUAAAAGAGAAUCGGAAUCCAAACCCAAUAAGACGAAAUACAAAUAAAAAAAUGUAUAACGCAGCUGGAAAAUCUGUCACAAGCUGGGACAUAAAUAAAAACGUAACCAAGAAAAACACAAAGAGUAAAACUAGUGAAAUAACAAGCGAAAGAAAUUUUAUUGCAAACAGUGGUGAAGAAGUAGUGCAAAACGACAUACCAGAAAAAAAGAGGUCAAAAAUAACUAUUCUCUCAGACAUUAGAAUACCGCCAAAAACAGACAAGAAUAAAAAAACACCAACGAAAAAAAUAAAAGAAGCUAAAGCUGGACCAUCCGGUAUUACGAUAAAAAGAAAUUUACAAAACGCUUGGCCAUCUGUUCUAAAGACAAUUUUGAAAAAAGAUGUAAAAAGGAAGGGUAUAAGAACCAAAAAACUCCACGAUAAUUCUUCGGAUUCAGACUCUGACUGCUCUGUGCAGUAUGCAGAUUCUUCGGACUACGAUUCAAUUGAAGACAUGCAGGACUACUUAUUGAGACAACUGACAGAAGAUCAGAAAAUGGAGGAAAAGGAAAAAGAUGAACAAAUGACCGAAUUGGAAACGAAAGGGCAUGAAACAGAAAGCUUGAGAACAGAAUAUGACAAGGGGAAAGAAGAAUGGUUAAAACAGGAAAUAGAGGAUCAAAUUAAGGAAUUGGAAAAAAAAACGAUAUGA